UUGUCCAGAAGGGAAGAAUGAGAGUCUCGGACGGGUCGGUACUGUGGCGGAGUUGGACCGCGCUGCGAGUUUUACUGGGUGUUUCCACGUGGCUGCGGAGCCGGUAGGAAUGGGCUAAUCAUCACCCCGUACCAAUCCAAACAGACCAUGCCAGUCCACUCUCCAAGCGGGCGAGUGUUUGGGCUUUUGGCGACCUGCCUGUGCACCGCUUUCUUGUGCUUCCAUCAGGUCUUGAGCGGGGAACAACAGACAGAGCCGGGCGGAUCCCCGGACACAGAGGAAGCCGGCGACUCCCCGCUGUACAGGUACUCCUUGGUGUUCCUGAUAUGUUACUGUCUCCUCAAAUACUGCCUUUGGUUGGUGCCUCGGCAACCCUCGCCUCUCCGGGGAGCAACAUCAACUCACGUCAGGAAGAUAGUUUUGGAGCAUUACUACGAACAGCAGCUGAAACUGUCUCCCCACGUCCUAGGACACAGCAAGUCACAUGUGACCAAGAUAGUCAGCGAGCUUGUAAAAGUUGGUAAAACCGAGCACCAGGAUUUCACGCUGACAUUUCGAGGGGACUUCGUUCAGAUUGGCAGUGCGUAUGAACAGCAUAAGAUUAACAGCCCGGACUGUUUUGAUGUUCUUAUCCCAAUAAAAGUGCCCCAGCUUCUGAAGCUAGAGCCCGCCUUUGAUAUCGGGAGGAACGAGCUACCCUUCAGUCUGAGGGGAACAGCUGUCUGCAGAUUAAUACCCUCCUGCAGCUCCGAGUGGUCAAGGUACAGGAAAGUUUUUGCUGAUUGUUUCUGUGUCCACUUUCAGAAGAAGUCAGCUCUGUCAUCCACCCAGGUGCUGAGGUGGUUUUACAGCAAGAUGCACAGAUGCCUGAAUGUCAUCAGAUACCAGUGUGAAGAGCGAUGCUCCCUCACCCUAUCUGUGGUCAAUGACCAACUGAUACUGAAACUGUUGCCAAAGUCCGAUUACGUGUGCUGUCACAUUUCUAUGUCAGUGCGACUAAUUCCAGCUGUGCAUGUGGGUGAUUCAGUGUUUCUGGUAGCCCAGCCCUGGACUAGCACGGAGCCAGUUCUCCGGCCUUUGAAACCAGCGGCCUUUUGGCAUGUCUAUCUCUCAAAGCACGAGCAGAAGCUCCUGAACUGGCUGAAGGUUCAAACUCCAGUCAACUCCUGCCACUUGAAAUGCCUACAGAUUCUGAAAGCUCUUCGAGACCUGGGUUGCAAAGAUUUUGACCAGGAAUUUUCGAUUCAGUGGAACGCAAUCCUUUGCUCCUACAACAUGAAGACGGCCCUUUUUCAUCUGCUGUUGAAAGGCCCCCUGGAUGCGUGGGAUGAAAAAUUCCUAAUGGAACGAUUAGAGGACUUAAUUAAGUUCUGGAGGGAACGGUUGCAGCAACAGGAACUGAUGCACUUUUUCCUGGGGAAUAAAAAUAUCCCAGACUUCUUGACAGUGCCAAGGAAAAUCAAGGAUGUCUUGCCAGUGAACCUCCUGGCUGGGUUUGAUGCUGCUCUUUUGGAUAUGGUUUCCUUUCAACUCUUGAAUACAUGGAAUCGAGCACACUUAAUAAUGAGGUUAAAUAAUCAUAAAUGCUGGCCCAGGAAUUAUUAAUGCGGAAAGGUGGUGAUGCCUGAAUCUGUCUCCAUAUUAACGUAAUAACAUUGUCAAUCUUUUUCUGCUUUUCAUAUCUGUUAAAUUGUACAUUGGGCAUUUUAAUUUAUUGCAUCUCAUUCCCAGUGACACUAUCUUUGGAAAUUAUUGUUAUAUCCCCAAUCGGCCAGAAGGCAGUGUCACAGUAUUAUUUAGUUGCUCUCAUUCCAGUAAACAGCAUUCUAAGGUGCACUUAAUAUUGAAAGUCAGCUUUUACUCAGAUGUGUAAAUUUUUAAAGCAUUUAAG
Messenger RNA from Mobula hypostoma (lesser devil ray), 1891 nucleotides. RefSeq names its product inositol 1,4,5-trisphosphate receptor-interacting protein-like 2. Lineage: Eukaryota; Metazoa; Chordata; Chondrichthyes; Myliobatiformes; Myliobatidae. The record is from RefSeq and is a predicted model, not a curated record. The transcript has a single exon. Bases 148 to 1605 code for a protein of 485 amino acids.